Molecule: messenger RNA, 960 nt
Organism: Saccharomycodes ludwigii
Lineage: Eukaryota; Fungi; Ascomycota; Saccharomycetes; Saccharomycodales; Saccharomycodaceae
Gene: PHO13
Product: 4-nitrophenylphosphatase
Exons: 1
Coding region: 1-960 (319 amino acids)
Molecular function (GO): alkaline phosphatase activity; phosphoglycolate phosphatase activity
Source: RefSeq, a predicted model, not a curated record
AUGACUAUUAAUAUCGACAAACAACAACCUAUUAAAAUAAGUUCUAAGAAACUUGCUCAAGAUUUUUUGGAUAAAUAUGACACUUUUUUAUUCGAUUGUGAUGGUGUUUUAUGGUCAGGUUCCAUCUUAUUACCUAAGGUCAAGGAAACUUUAAAAUUGCUAGCCAAGUUGAAUAAACAGUUAAUUUUUGUCACCAACAAUUCUACCAAGUCUAGAAAGAAUUAUACAAAGAAAUUUGCUAGUUUUGGCAUUGAUGUGACAGAAGAUCAAAUUAUUGGAUCAAGUUAUGCAACUGCCACUUACAUCCACAACGUAUUGAAAAUGCCAACUGUUGGAACCAAAAUUUGGAUUGUGGGAGAAAGCGGAAUUGAAGAGGAAUUAAAACAAUAUGGUUACGAAACUAUCGGUGGAAGUGAUGAAAAGUUAUUGGAAGAAUGGAAUCCCUCCACCACACCAUUUUUACCGCUAGACCCUAAUGUUAAGUGUGUUGUUGUCGGUUUAGACACAAAGAUAAAUUAUCAUAAGUUGUGUAUUGCAUUUCAAUAUUUAACCACUGUCCGUGAUAAUAAAGAAACCUUAUUUAUUGCAACUAAUAAUGAUAGUACUUUUCCAAGCCACAAUAUGAUUUUACCAGGUGUUGGUUCGAUAGUAGAAUCAUUGGUAACAAGCACUGGUAGAAACCCUAUUAUUUGUGGUAAACCAUACACUCCUAUGCUGGAUGCCCUUUUCGAGGCCAAACCUAACUUAGUUAAAGAAAGAUGUUGUAUGGUUGGCGAUAGAUUAAAUACUGAUAUCAAAUUUGGUAUUGAUGGUAAACUAGGAGGUACUUUAUUGGUUUUGACCGGAAUAGAAACUGAGCAGAAUUUGUUGUCUGAAAACACCGAUGCAUCAGAAUUGCCUAAAUAUUAUGCUAAUAAAUUGGGUGACUUAUAUGAAUUAAUUGAACCCUUGCUUCAAUAA